AUGUACAGCUACGACGUGAACGGAAAGACUGCUGUUGUUACUGGUGGUACCAGAGGCUUGGGUCUCUACGCAGCCGAAGCUUUUGUGCUCAAUGGCAUCAAAACUGUUGUCAUUACCUCUAGAAAGGAGAAAGCUUGUCAGGAGUCGAAGGCAUACUUGGAAAAAAUUGCUAAAGACAACGGAAAGUCUGUGGAAGUGAUAGCCAUCGCUGCUGACUUGGCCAAUGAGCAGGACUGUCAAAGAUUCUUUGACGAGACUAGCAAGAAGGUCUCCCAAGUUGACAUUCUUGUCGCUAACGCUGGUGCCACCUGGGGUGCUCCAUUGGAAGACCACCCUGUGUCGGCUAUCAAGAAGGUAUUAGACUUGAACGUGGUUGCCGUUUUCCAGACCAUCAAAUUGUUCACCCCAUUGCUCGAGAAAGGUGCCUCUGCCAAGGACCCAUCCAGAAUCCUUAUCAUGUCUUCGGUAGCUUCAUUGAUAGCAUCUGACCCAGUUGGUAUCUACGGAUACUUGGCUUCAAAGUCUGGUGUCGCUCACAUGGGCAAAAACUUGGCUCUUCACUUGGGCCCAAGAAACAUCACGGUCAAUUCUCUCGCUCCCGGAUUCUUCCCCACAAAGAUGUCUCAGGGCGUCUUGGACAUGGCUGGCGAAAUGAUGAUUGAAACGAACCCAAGACAGCGUCUUGGUGAGAAGGAAGACUUGAUCAACGCUGUUAUGUUCUUGUGUGCCAAGCAAUCGAACUAUAUCAACGGUAUCGUGUUGCCUAUCGAUGGUGGUAGCCACGUCGGCAAUGCCAAGUUGUAA
Messenger RNA from Candidozyma duobushaemuli, 804 nucleotides. RefSeq lists its product as uncharacterized. Lineage: Eukaryota; Fungi; Ascomycota; Pichiomycetes; Serinales; Metschnikowiaceae. The coding region runs from base 1 to 804 and encodes 267 amino acids. The transcript has a single exon. The record is from RefSeq and is a predicted model, not a curated record.